CGCGGGUUCCACUCUUCAAUCCCAUCCUUCCGGGAAUCUUUGGUGGCGAUGAUCCGUUCCGGAGGUAGUAGUCGUCUUUGGUGGUGUGUCGUUAGCGGGAAGAAGUGAAGUGCUCGGUCGAGGCCUAAGGGAGACCAGAAUUGAAUGCAGUAUUCCAAAAGUGGCCUGACCAAUGUCCUGUACAGCUGCAACAUGACCACCUAACUCCUACACUCUAUGCACAGACCAAUAAGUACAAGCAUACCAAACGCCGCCUUCACAAUCCUGUCUACCUGUGACUCUAUUUUCAAGGAACUGUGAACUUGCAUUCAAAGUGAUGUGAAUACCAAAGACAAAUGGACAAGAAAGGUGAAAUGCAUUCCAUUAACAUAUCUGUGGAAGGAAUGACCUGCAACUCUUGCGUGCAGACCAUUGAGCAACAGAUUGGAAAGUUACAAGGCGUCUGCAAAAUAACGGUCUCACUUGAAAACCAUAAUGCUGCUAUCAUGUACAAUCCAGAGUUUCAGACCCCAGAGUCACUGCAGGAAGCAAUCGAUGACAUAGGAUUUGAAGCUACGUUGAUAGACACAAGUCCAGUGCUUAUCCCCCAAGAAUUACCCCUUCUCAGUAAUGAAAGGGGACUCGCUCCUCAGCCUGACCACAAGAUUGUAAACACAGUGCCCAAUACUAAUGACACAGAGAGAAAAAAGUUACUUGAUGAAAAUGAUUCAGCCUUCGCCUUUAUCCCCACUACAGCAAGUCUUAAAGAGGAAAUCAUUGAUUUAAAGAUGGACGGUUCUCCAGUGGACAAGAAGUUGUCAAUGUCUGAAGAUACGUGGUCGAUCCAAGGCAGUGAAAUGGUGGUGAAGAUGAGGGUUGAAGGAAUGACUUGUCAUUCCUGUUGCAGCACGAUUGAAGGCAAAAUUGGGAAGCUACAAGGUGUUCAGCGCAUUAAAGUUUCUUUGAAUAGUCAAGAAGCCACAAUUGUGUACCAAGCCCACCUCAUCACACCAGAGGACCUCAGGACUCAAAUCGAAAGUGCUGGAUUCAAUGCCACAAUCAAAACCAAGGCCAAACCGCUGAAGCUUGAUCUUAACAUUGAACGCCUAAUAAAUGCAACUCAGGUGACCAAAGCCGAUCCACGGGAGGUGAAUAACAGAUUCACAAACUUGAUCCUCAGAAUAGAUGGCAUGCACUGCAAUUCCUGCGUAACGAACAUUGAGAGUAACUUGUCAGAACUUCCAGCUGUACACAACAUCAAGGUUUCUUUGGAAUCCAGGGGUGCCACGAUACAGUACAACUCAGCCAUGAUUACUCCAAAUGCCUUAAAGCAGGCUAUUGAGGCCUUGCCACCUGGAAAUUUCAAAGUUUCACUCCGUAAUGAAUGUCAUGAUGCCAGGUCUUCACACAGUGUUACUGAACAUCCUUUAGUAACUUCACCACAGAUACGUUCCGUGGAUUCAAGGAGGCAUCAGUUGAGCAGUGUGACCGUGAUUAAUAUUAAAGGAAUGAAUUGUGAUUCUUGUGUGAAAACUAUCGAAGAAAAUAUUUCAAACAAAAGUGGAGUGAUCUCAAUUCAUGUUUCUCUUACACAGCACAAUGGAGUUGUGGAAUAUGAUCCUCUAUUUACCAAUCCUGAGGAACUGAGGGAGAUGAUAGAUGAUAUGGGAUUUGAUGCCAUUCUUCCUGCAAGUACAGAACCUGCAGUGUUACCAACAGAAGUUUUCCCAAAAGUCUCUGUUAAAGGGAAAAACAUGAGGAAUGGUCUAUGUGAAACUGGGAUGGUCUCCAUGCAAGGAGAGAUGCAGGAGUUGAGCAUCGUUCAGCAGAACACAGAAGCUCCACUGCCAGAAAAAUGCUUUAUUCAGAUUACUGGCAUGACCUGUGCAUCAUGUGUGGCUAACAUUGAGAGGAACUUGAAGCAGGAAGAUGGGAUAUAUUCUGUAUUGGUUGCUCUAAUGGCUGGAAAAGCAGAAGUGAGGUAUAACCCAGGUAUCGUAAAGCCCCCAGAUAUUGCAGACUUAAUAAGGGAGCUGGGCUUUGGAGCCUCUGUGUUGGAGGACUACGAUGGAUCAGAUGGUCAGUUGGAACUUGUUGUGCGAGGAAUGACUUGUGCCUCGUGUGUUCAUAAUAUUGAGUCAACACUGAUGAAAACCAAAGGUAUACUCUAUACAUCAGUGGCGCUUGCAACCAAUAAAGCUCACAUCAGAUUUGAUACAGAGUGCAUUGGCCCUCGUGAUGUCAUCAAAUGCAUUGAGGAUCUGGGCUUUGAAGCAUCCUUAGUCAAAAGAGAUCGCUCUGCUAGCCACUUGGACCACAGAGAAGAAAUCAGACGAUGGAGGCGAUCCUUCUUCAUCAGUCUAUUUUUUUGCAUUCCUGUGAUGAUCAUGAUGAUUUACAUGAUAGUUGUAGACCAUGCAUUCUACAAGAGCCAUCAGAACAGCUCGACACCUGAUGAGUUUGAAAAACACCAUGCCUCAAUGUUUCUGGAGCGACAACUCCUUCCAGGGCUUUCCAUUAUGAAUUUGCUGUCCUUUAUACUCUGUGUUCCAGUUCAGUUUGUAGGUGGAUGGUAUUUCUAUAUCCAAGCAUACAAGGCACUCAAGCACAAAACUGCCAACAUGGAUGUGCUGAUAGUUUUAGCUACAACUAUUGCUUUCUUGUACUCCUGUGUCAUUCUUGCCAUUGCUAUGGCAGAAAAGGCCAAAGUAAACCCUGUAACUUUCUUCGAUACACCUCCGAUGUUGUUUGUCUUCAUUGGUUUGGGACGGUGGCUUGAGCACAUUGCUAAGAGCAAAACAUCAGAAGCACUUGCGAAGCUGAUGUCAUUGCAGGCAACUGAGGCAACGAUAGUGAAGAUAAACGAGGACCAUUCUAUUUUAAGUGAAGAGCAAAUUGAUGUGGAGUUGGUACAACGAGGGGAUAUUGUAAAAGUGGUCCCAGGUGGCAAAUUCCCUGUAGAUGGCAGAGUGAUUGAAGGUCAUUCAAUGGCUGAUGAAUCUCUGAUUACUGGUGAAGCAAUGCCAGUUACUAAAAAAUUGGGGAGCAGUGUCAUUGCAGGCUCUAUUAAUCAGCACGGAGCUUUAUUGGUUGAAGCUACUCAUGUUGGAUCUGAAACCACACUCUCUCAGAUUGUGAAACUUGUAGAAGAAGCUCAAACAUCUAAGGCCCCCAUUCAACAGUUUGCCGAUAAGCUGAGUGGAUAUUUUGUCCCAUUUAUCGUUGGAGUUUCUGUUGUUACUCUGAUUGCCUGGGUUAUCGUUGGAUUUUUCAAUUUUAACCUUGUGGAAAAAUAUUUCCCUGGUUACAACAAAAGCUUGUCUCAGCCUGAGGUGAUUGUGCGCUUUGCAUUCCAAGCCUCAAUCACUGUCCUUUGCAUCGCGUGCCCCUGUGCAUUGGGAUUGGCAACACCUACUGCAGUAAUGGUGGGAACUGGAGUCGGUGCACAGAAUGGUAUCCUUAUUAAAGGAGGGGAACCGCUGGAAAUGGCACACAAGAUUAAUACCAUUGUUUUUGAUAAAACUGGAACAGUCACUCAUGGAACGCCCAGAGUGAUGAACCUGAAGGUCCUGUCAGAGGGUAAUUACAUAUCACAGAUGAAGCUGUUGGCCAUUGUUGGCACUGCAGAAACAAACAGUGAACAUCCAUUGGGUGUAGCAGUAACCAAGUAUUGUAAACAGGAACUAGGCUCAGAUGAGCUUGGCUCAUGUUCAGACUUCCAAGCAGUUGCUGGCUGUGGCAUCACGUGCAAAGUCUCCAACAUUGAGUCAUUACUAAAUAAAAAGAAUCUUGAGGUUGAGCAGAACAUGAUGCUGAUACAGAUCAAUGAGAAAAGCAGUGGCGAUGGCUCAUCACACUCUGUAAUCGAAGAGGCCCAAUCAGAAAGGAAACCCCAGAUCUUUUUCGUGCUGAUUGGAAAUCGUGAAUGGAUGAAGAGGAAUGGUAUACAUGUCAGUAAUGACGUGGACGGUUGCAUGAUAGAGCACGAAAGCCAGGGACGUACAGCGAUACUAGUCUCUGUAGAUGGUGUACUUUGUGGAAUGAUAGCAAUUGCAGACACUGUGAAGCCAGAAGCAGACUUGGCUGUCUACACAUUGAACAGCAUGGGGCUGGACGUGGUGCUUAUGACUGGAGACAACAGUAAAACAGCUAGGGCUAUUGCUGCUCAGGUUGGCAUCACCAAAGUGUUUGCUGAAGUCCUUCCCUCGCACAAAGUAGCCAAAGUGGAACAACUGCAGAAGCAAGGAAAGAUUGUGGCAAUGGUGGGUGAUGGUGUGAACGAUUCCCCAGCACUGGCAAUGGCUGACAUUGGAAUUGCGAUUGGUACAGGCACUGACGUAGCCAUUGAAGCAGCAGAUGUUGUUCUGAUUCGGAACGAUCUACUUGACGUAGUGGCAAGUAUUCAUUUGUCGAAAAAAACCGUCCAGCGAAUUCGGAUAAAUUUUGUGUUUGCUUUAAUUUAUAAUAUUGUCGGUAUUCCCAUAGCAGCUGGGGUUUUCUUACCUGUGGGACUGAUAUUACAACCAUGGAUGGGAUCUGCUGCGAUGGCAGCGUCAUCUGUUUCUGUGGUGCUUUCUUCUCUAUUAUUAAAACUUUACAAGAAACCCGAUCCUGCCAGGUUGGAGAACCGAGCUCGGAAUCACAUGAAACAGAAAUCUCUGUCUGACAUCAGUGUGCAUAUUGGUAUGGGUGAAAUGAGGCGGGAUUCACCAAAGCUAAGCCUAUUGGACCGAAUAGUUCACUACAGCCGAGCCUCCAUUAACUCUCUCAGGUCUGAAAGGCGAUCUGUCACCAACAUUCCUUUACAUGAUCCAGACAAAAACAAUCUCCUUUUGGGAAGAGAUGAGGAUGAUGCAGUUUGAGCAUAGCCUUACUGUUUGCAACAGAUUGGCAAGAUCUGUUCUCCCAAUUAGUGUCUUCUCAACCUCUACAUCUCACAAAUAUAGGACUACCACGGAAGUGCAGAGGAUGCAGCAGAUAUACGUUUUAUUAUAAAAUAAUAUACUUACUACACUGUUGUAUAAUUGUAAUUUAUCUUUUCUUUUCAGUCUCUAUUUUUAAAAAUCUUUUCAGGCUCCUAAUCUCUCCCCUUGCAUCCAGGAGGGAAAAAUAUGUUUUAAAUUACAGUUUCAUGAUUGUUCUGCGUGCAUAAAUCACAAAUCCUUACCCUCCAUGAUUAGCCAACAAGAAUUCUGAUGGUCAUUGCUGCAUAUCCGUUUUUCUUGCUUUCACAAAACUCAAUCUCCAUCUAGAAUGCAACUGGGAAGCCUUGCACCAUUUGAGAGCAGGAUGUUUUGAGUGAUUGGACUAAAUUCCUAACAUCUUCAGUUGUGUGAAGUGUGUUUAUCCACUUUCAUCAUUUUGCAAUGGUGGCUGUGGCACCCCUUCCUAUCCAGUAAAGACCAAAUUCAUCCUUCGAGCUGAUUACUAACUAUUCCAAAUUUCCGAGUCCUUCUCCUGUUUAGUAAAGGGCAAAUGCAAUAUGUAGGACAAGCCAAAGUGACCUCAAUAUCCCGGAUUCUGUAGUAAUGGCUGACUCUGAUAAACGGGUACUUGAUGUAAUUAACCAAACAUGGCAACAUACGAUGUGAUGGAGAACCGCAACUGGAUAGUGAGGUUUGUUUUUCUGGCAAGCUUACACUUUUGCUGUGAUCUUUAAAUGGCGCCUCAAUAUUGAGAUUGAAGGAGAUACAAAAUGCUGGAUGAAUCUAUUUCACAAACUGUUAUGGAAUAGAAACUUUACUGAACUAUUUUAAAAAUAUUGAUUAGCAUUUUUUUUGUUGUAUCUUACUCUAAGCUGUUCAACUGUCAUUUAUGUUUAAAAGAACGCUGGAAACAAUUGGUACUAAAUACAGCUUUGUCCUUCUGCCCAACACCAACAGCAGCACCCCAUUCUCUAUCCCCCCCAUCCUUUUUUAAAAAAAGGUUUUCUUAUUCAUGCCUGGAAAUGUGUUUUUUUUUUAAUUUUUAAAUGAACCAGCCCAUUUGUGUUGGCUGGUUUGUUACAGAGAGAGUUAGCUCUACAAUCUUUCCCUUAAUUGAUUUUCAUGGAAUUGGAUUAGUUGAUCUCCCCCUUCUCAGCUUCUUCAUGAAUCACUUUUUUGAAACCAAGUAGAAAUGGCAGCUUAAUUCUAGUGAGAAAUCCAAAGUUUGGAAGGGUACUUGUCACUUAACGAAAUAAUUUGUUUUUAUUGUACUUUGAAUUAGUUUUGUAUAUACUUAGUGCUGCUGUUGUAUCAUGGAAUACUGAUGCAACAUUGAGGUGUCUGAAAUAUCACAAUGAGGUACUUUAUCUUCAGUUUUGUAGAAAAAUUAAAAGCAUAAACAUUUCUUCCUAAAGGAAUGAACUAUAUCAGCUAAUCAAUGAGAGUGUAAUGUUGAAAGUCCUGUAGUUAAAUGUUAUUGUAAGCUGUGUCUCCCUGUUAAAUGAUUAGUCACUCCAGUUUUGUACAUAAAAUGAUGUGUGAAAUGUCAUUGAAAGCAGAAGUUUUAGAAAAAAUCAAAUUUUGAUCUGCAUGAAUUUCAUGCCAGCUGCAUUGUUGAUCAUUCAAGUCAUUUUGUUCAACUAGUUUUAAGUUAUCCUUUCAUUUGAAGAGUGAACAGAUUGUUUCCUGUAUUUCCUUUUCCAAAAGUGCUGAGUUUGUACUGGGAUAUAGAACUGGCAGGUCUUUGGUACCUCCCCGAUUAUAAUUAUUCCAAGUUACAAAUCUAAACAUUGUCUGAGGACCAGGACCUGUUGACCCCACUGUUACCAGAGUAUAACACUAUGUAGACCUUUCACAGCCAAGAUGAUUGGAUCAUGUUCAGGAGAAACAAUUCUUAUAGACUUUCAGUCAGAAGUGCUUGGAUCAUUUCUAUACAACUCUAAAGAACAUGACUGAAUUCAUUACAAAUCAAGACUAAAUCCAAGAUCUGAUUGAUUACUCUAUCUUAAUAAAUUACUGGAUAGUAAAUUUAUCCACUGAGUUACCAAUGCAGAAAUGUUGAUAGUAGCCUUCCUCUUAACGAUGACCUUCAGCAGAUUAGUAUAUAUUCCUGUCCCAAAAUUCAUGAGAUGUUCAGUAUUUUUGCCUUCUCAAUAAGCUAUAGACAAUAAUAGAUUUUUUAGAUCUUAAUAUUGUGACAAUUGCUAAUUCUACAAGAUUAAAUGGAAAUAUGUAACUAAUAUUAAAGCGUAAGUAAAUUAUUUUUCUAGUGGAAGGAAAAAAAAAUUAAAUUCACAAAUUUAUUAAUAAUCUUACAAAUCAGUUCCAGUAAUUUAAGGUUUGAAUCAAUAUUUAAAGUAUAGAUGCAAUGUUAAUUUCAUUGUCUCAAUCAAUAAUAAUUGACAUUUUUGUGAUAAAAUGGUGCUUUAAGAUGCUGAGAAAUUCCCAGUGUCUUUGGGAGCUCAAUUUGUUUUUCAGUCUCUCAAUUCAUAAUGGGAGAAAUAAUUGGGUAGGAAAGAGAAAUUUGCAAAAUGAAAUUUAAAUCUCCAACAAAUGAACAGGUUAAAUACAUGUUAGAAAUGGUGGAAAUGAAAUGAAUGAUUUUAUAUUUGUAAAACAGAUCCUUUACUGUCUGCAAUUAUUCAAAUUAGAAAAUGGCAAAGGAGAAAAUUUUGAUGUUAAUACUGACAUGAUCUCUUUCCCUGAUAAUGUCUCAAAGGGAACAUGUUUUGGCCAAAAUCAGAGGGCUUUUAUUAACAGAUUUUGUUUCAAUGCGGAAAUGGUCAGUGAUGUAUCCAAGAUUGCAAUGCAGCAAAUGUUAUAUUGAGAAGUUGUUGUACUAAUACUAAUGUUGUCCAACUGUUGACUCCAUCAAAGUUCAUAUAUUUAAUUCUCCUUGGUUUUUUAAGCAACUGGGUCUAAAGGCUCAGCUUGGUUUCUAGUCCCUUUAUGGGUAUUUCCCAUCAAUACAUAAAUCUAUCAAAGGCAGUUUGAUAAAUUAUUACAUCUGCCUCUGUUAUACUAUAAUACACAAUACCUUGGCAAAGAUCCUUGCCUCCAAUCUGCUCUUGUGUGUGCAAGAAUUUACCUAUUAAGGAAUACGCCUGCAGCUACAGCACACGUGACAUCAGUGCUUAAAACCUCCAAUUACUUCACUUUGUAUCCUUGGGCCCUGCCACAGUGUAAGAGCAGAUGUUAAAGGCCAGUCUGUCAAACUUAGCUCAACUGUCAAGGAAGAAAAAAACUACUGUCCCUCAGCAUAACUGCAAACACGUCAAAUGAUAACAGUAUUCACCUUGAGAGCUUUCCAUGCACUUAAAACUAUUGAUAGUAGUUCUAAAUUUGCCCAGCACUAAUUUGAACUUUGUUCCUUUCUUCUUUGAAAAUAUACCUUAAAAUAUUGUUCUGGGCUUCUUUACCUUUGCAUUUACUUAUUCCUAUGUAACCCUGUUCCUAAAGGCUAAAGAAAGAAGUUCACUCAAAAUAGUACUUGUGUAUAUAUUGACAUACAAGGGAACUUAUAAUUUGCCUCUUUUUAGGAGCAAAUGCUGAGGAUUGGGCCAUUGGUCAGGUUCUGACUGAAUUUAUUUGCAACUUGACACUAUUUUUUAUCUCGAAAGUUCAAAGAACUCUGUCACACUCCCUGUCAAGUUUGCACAAAUGUGAAUGUAAAAGGACUGAUUCCAGAUUUUUGUUUCCUGAUUUACAUCUUUUUGUUUCAUGUGUUCAUUUGAUAUAGUUGAUUCAAACUGACCCAACCAUUUUCCCAUUGAUCUGAGAAGAUUGCACCACAUUAAACCGAGAUGCAAAUGAAUAACCAAAAAAGCAAAUUUGUACAGGGGUUGUCCUGUUUCAGAGCAGGACAGGCUCAAUAUCUAAGAUGUAAAGUUCUCAUCCUAAAAUGAGUUUUAAAAAUCUUAAUUAAUGUGCAAUUCAAUUAAUAUUAUUACUGUUGAACUUAUUUAUGUACUCUAAUAAAGCUACAACUGUCUUGAGGAAAAAACAGUGCCUUAAAUGUAAAGUAUAUUUUGUGUUUUUUUAAAACGUCUAGUGUCUAAGAGGAAAAAAAUUCAAGAACAUAAUAUCUUGUUUCAUCUGGUGGUCCCAUAACCAUCCUGUCAUUUUCUUGUCCAAGUUUAAGCAGCUAGACUAUUCCAUUAUGGAUUUGCUCAGCAUUGUAGAAAAUAUACAUGUUUUGGAAAAUUACUACUGGAUUGUGUUGUUCAUAGAUGUGGUAGGCCACCAACUGAACAAUGCCAAAAUUAAAAAUGUUGCAUUUGAGAUAUGGAUUAUGGUGCAUUUGUUAAUGAUCUGUUUCUACUUUGUUGGUGUUGGUUCGCUCAGUUGGCUGGAUAGCUAGUUUGUGAUGCAAGAAUGAUGCCACCAAUGAUGUGAGUUCAAUUCCUGCACUAGCUGAGGUCACCAUGAAGGUCCUAGCUUCUCACCCUCAUCCCUCGCCUGAGCCAUGGUGACCCUCAGGUUAAAUUCACCACCAGUCUCAUCUCUUUAAUGAGUGAACUGUCCUAUGGUCCUCUGGGACUAUAGUUACAUUUAUUUUUUGCAUUCUACAUUGUUGUGAAAUGAGUUGCUGUUAUUUCUGAGCUAACUGGUGUAGAAUUAACUGAACCUUUGCAACAGAGCAAAGAACACGAACAACAUGCCUGAAAUGAGUUGAACAACAAACAAAAAUAUGACAUUUAUAAUAAACUCUGCAACUAAUCUUGAUGUACAAGCAAUCAAAACUUAUUUUAUGUGGUCUUUUUAAAAUUAGGUUAUCCUUUUAUAAAAAAAAGUGCUCCCGUAUAUUGAUUUGAUCUGAGAUCCCAGUGUUCUUGUAGUUUAUAUUUGUGUUGCUGGUUAUAAAUGCAUGUCCUCAGCCAAUUAUCAAGCUAACCCUACAGAUGCUAUUGGGUGAGAUUCUUUCUUAGCUGGUCUAAUAAACUAAACAUUCCAGUUUAGAAAAGUAAGUAUACAUGGUGGGGAAUAGAAAAUAUAAACUGCCUACAUCUAUAUCCCAACUUUAAAUGUUCCUUUUACCAAUUUUGAACUUACUUGGCAGUCUUUUUAUUUUGUUGAGGCUUCUAAGUCUUUGGUAAAAUUCCUUUGUGCAAAUAAAUGGUAGUGAAUAAAAUCUAGAAUAAAAUAUGAAGUAUUUCAAAUUUGAGUUUUCAUAGAGCUGCAUAUUAGAAGUAUAGGAGAAACAAGAUCAAAGUUGAAGUAAUUUUAAACAUGAAGCAAAUGUCACAGGAGAGAGUGACAGUCAUUUUUUUGGAUGCUGUAACAUAUUGGCAGGGCACGUUAAGGUUCACAUUUCCUUUAAAUGACUUGCUUUUUAAAUUCAAAGUUGUGCUUUAAAGGUCUUUUUUCACAUCUUUGAUUUGGUCAAUAGAACAAGAUUGAUUGGAACAUUAUUGUGUACCAUAAAGUUAGUUAGUUUGUCAGUAGAUGUUUCUUGUAACACAAUGUACAUAAGCUUACUAACUGGAAGUAUAAACAUGCUUAAAUUAUUUUUCCUCUUGAAGGAAAUGUUAAAAAUAUAAAUCGUAUAAACUCAAAUUGCAAAACAAAAAAGUAAAUAGUUAGUCUUUCAGUACAGGCUGCAACCUAUGCUGAACCAUGUCAAAAGCAAACACAGUACUUAAACAAACUAAACCAUGAAAAUGUAUUGAAAAUAGGAUGAAUUGUCCGAUGUAUAUAUUAAUGUAUAUUCUACGAAUAGAAUUUUGUAUGCAAAA
This is a messenger RNA of Rhincodon typus (whale shark), 10639 nucleotides long. RefSeq names its product ATPase copper transporting alpha (gene atp7a). The transcript is spliced from 24 exons. Gene Ontology annotation, molecular function: ATP hydrolysis activity; ATP binding; ATPase-coupled monoatomic cation transmembrane transporter activity. Gene Ontology annotation, biological process: monoatomic cation transport. NCBI's taxonomy places the organism in Eukaryota, Metazoa, Chordata, Chondrichthyes, Orectolobiformes, Rhincodontidae. Gene Ontology annotation, cellular component: membrane. The record is from RefSeq and is a predicted model, not a curated record. The coding region runs from base 336 to 4841 and encodes 1501 amino acids.